CAGAAUCCUUUGAGUGCGUUGGAUUCUUCUGAAUCCAAUAUGGCGACGCUAGGCGACGAAGAUAAAAGCAGUUCUGCUUCUAGUGAAAGCCGCUCUUCCAGUUGGUAUCUGGUACAGGAUAACUCCUCAGCUGUUAUUGAUAUUGCUAACACUGAUGAUCUUCAGUCAGAACCAGGAAAUGUGGAAAGCCCUGAGGGGAGCCCAAGUCGACAGGGAAUUUCAGAGACAGAGUUUAUGGAAAGGAUUAGAGAGAGAAUGGCACAGGAAGUUGGAGGUUAUGUUUGGCAGGCUGGUAAGCAGUCAGCCAAAAGAGCUUUUGAUCUGUAUGCUAACAUUGAUAUACUAAGACCCUAUUUUGAUGUUGAACCCAUUGAAGUUCGCAACAGGUUAUUCCACUCACUGAUCCCUAAGUUACCGUCAACAGCAUCUCCCCAGACAGUUGUUGGUGAAUUGUAUGGUCCGAUGAUGUUGGUGUUUACCCUGAUUGCCAUUCUUCUCUUCAGCAUGAAAACAUCUGGACACACAGUGCAAGAGGGAACACUCAUGGGCACUGCUUUUGGAGUUUGUUUUGGUUACUGGCUUGGUGGAGCAGCAUUUUUCUAUUCUGUGGCAUUCAUGUGCAGCACCCACCUAACCUUUCUCCAAAUUCUUUCUUUAUCAGGAUACGCAUUGUUUGGAAAUGUUCUUUGCCUUUUUUUAACGACCGUUGGGUAUCACCAUUCACACUCAUUCUUUUAUGCCUUGUGGCUGAUGUUUGGAGGACUAUCAGCUGCUAAAUUGGUGACUGUGUUUAUGAGCCGCACAUUCAAUCGACGCCAGGGUUUGAUUGCUGGUUGUGUGGUGGCUGCUGUGCAUUUGUUGUUUUUAUUGUAUCUCCACUUUGCAUAUCACAGUGUGUACGAAGACUCGGCUGACAUGAUCUUGACUCGACACUCAAGAGAGGUAAUGACCUUGACACCAUCUGUUCCUCAAUUAAAAGACAUUGGAACUGACCAAGUGAUUGCCACCUUGGCCAGAGUGAAAAGGAGCAUAAAUGACACUAUGGCUGGAGCAACAUCCGUGGCCAUUUGAAUGAAGGCUGAUUAUAUUGCCCUUUCGCAGAUGGAACAAACUGAUGAUAGCUUGAGAUGAACUAGAUAAACCUAAAAGAAAAAUAAUUUGAUGUUGUUAUCUAGUUACAAUCCUUUGAAAAGAACAUCUGAUGUACAGCUUGUCUGUAGGCCUAGAAGGCACCACCAUUCAUAUUAAUGUUAAUGGGUAAAGGGAAGUUACUUUUAAUAAUACUUUUUUGAAUGUGUUUUGAAUCUAAUCUCUUGUUGUAACUUCAAUUUAUAACUACUUAAUAUGCUUUGCAGGUGUGAUGAUGUUUUUUAUGGUUGGGUGCAAAUCUAGUUACUUCAAAAACAGAAAAUUAAAGAUUGAACUAAAUCAACAUGUACCUUAGCCAGAAUUUGAGGUCAUUGAUGGAGUUAAGCUGCACAGCUUAACUUCAGAUACAGUCGGAGGUAAAUUGUUUCAUGUAUGUUCUGUUAAAAUGUGAAUCAAUAAGCACUUAAUGACUGGCCCCAAGGGAAACAGUGAGUUUUGUUUCCCAGAGACUCUCAGUGUUCCCCAAGGUGAAGCAGAGUGGAACAUUGAGGUCGAGGGGAAACAAAACUCACUGUUUCCCACGGGAACAGUCAUUAAGUGUUUUGUUAUACCU
Molecule: messenger RNA, 1702 nt
Organism: Orbicella faveolata
Lineage: Eukaryota; Metazoa; Cnidaria; Anthozoa; Scleractinia; Merulinidae
Product: protein YIPF3-like
Cellular component (GO): Golgi apparatus
Source: RefSeq, a predicted model, not a curated record